AUGAAGACAAUCUUCCAGAAUGGAAUCCUGGGAGGCGGAGAAAGAGCAUUUCCCGAACUGUUGUGGGACGAGUACCGCACCACUGUCAAGAUGCUCUCAGUAUGGCGAUCGAUGUGCUCCUGUUUUGUGCGAGUCGCUGGGCCAGCCUUCGUCGUCGUUGCAACAGCUGCUAAUUACGCCUCCAACUCCGUACCGACCUUGAUGAGAACAUGCAUCGCAAGCCGCGAACUUGGAGAACGAAGUGGUAACAAAGCCAUCCAUGUUAUCUAA
Messenger RNA from Haemonchus placei, 270 nucleotides. The record is from the annotation of a GenBank genome assembly. NCBI's taxonomy places the organism in Eukaryota, Metazoa, Nematoda, Chromadorea, Rhabditida, Trichostrongylidae.